AUGCCCUCAACUGCAUCCCUCAACUGCAUCCCUCAACAAUACCUUCAUAACAAGUAUCACUCCUUCCAUUAUCAGGCAACUUCGCAUCUCACAAAACGGACUAUGGACGAUCCCACUCGAUACCAUGGCACUUUGGUGUCUCUCGAGGGCCCGGUCGACGUUCUUGCCACCCAGCUACGUCUGCUCCCAACCUCACCACAAAUCUUCAUCCUGCCCCAAGUCCAGACCUAUCUUGAGGACGGAGACCCAAGCGAGAGGUUCGAUGCUCGGAAGUUCAUCAGGAGAAUGCAUAAUGCCGUCGCCGCGCGGAACGAGGUUGCCUACUCCUUUCUGAAAGAUUCAACCCCAACCAACAAAAGACUGGUCUUCACGAACGGCAGCACACCUGGCGCCCAGGCCAUCUGCAUCAAAACGAUUGCUGAACAUGAGACCGACGGCGAUAUCUCUCAUGCCAAGCUUCUCUUCAACGACAUUGUCAAGCAUGGCGCGGCUGGACUUGAAGAUGACUGGUUUUCUCGACAGAGGGAGGAUAGACACCACGUACCGGAAGAAGACCCCAUCGUGAGAGCCAUGCGAGCGGCUGAAGCCCUUGAUCGACUAACUGCCGACUUACAACCAAAUACCGACGUAGACCUCACCUUCAAGGCUAGGCCCCGGAGUAUGAGCCUUCCCAUUUACAGCUUCGAUGAUAGAUUCGGCGACGCUGCACCAUUCUACGUUUUUGGAGUCAGGUCUUGCGAAGACGAUGAAUGUGUCGAUGACAGCACCAGAAACGACUUUCUUUCAGCAACCCCAAGAUUGGCAGUCACCGAUUUCGGCGAAAGUUUGACCGAUACCAUAGCAACCUUCGAGGCCGUGGAUGAUUGUCUCCCGCCCCUCAGGUCACCGAGUUGCGUAGGGGAGACAUACGAGCACCAGACUAUAUCACCACGUCGACUAUUUACAACGGAAUUGCUCUCGCCCCUUUCGGGUCACAGCACAGAGUCUACAGACGCAGUUGCAUAUGGAGAAGGUUCUCUGAUGCAGAUGCAGAUGGGCAACCCUCGAAGAUCAACGAAGCGAACGAAAUCUCUUGACCGAGCAUACGAAACUGGGGAUAGCUACGGGGAUCCUCCGCUCCAAGCUCAGAUUCAGGCCAGGGUCGACAGCGGGAAGGCUCUGUCAGAAGAUGGCCGACGCGACUCCAAUGUCGGGACACUGCUGCAAAAAUCACUGCCGAGGACAAUCCACGUCCUCUGCGAUCGUCCCACUGUCUUAUUAUCUCCUCCGCCACCAAAACCGAAGAAAAUGGCCAACGGGGCUUAUGUUGACAAGGGCACAGAUGCAGAAAGCUUUCGGUCUCCUGAGCCCCCUUUCCGGCCCGUGCUGCCCUUUACCGAAGAUCUUGUCAUUAAGAUCCAGGAUGGAGCUGAUGAUAGUGUCCUCGAUGCUACCAUCGGCGCAUUCAGAGCUGGUGUUUAUCCAAUUCAGACGCAAGAACAGUCCGAGCAACUGGUAGCCCGAAAAGAAUCAGUCGUAAGGGCACCCAGGCUUCACGAUGUCGAGACUGCUGCUGAAGACUCUGUCAAUUCUUCUGCGUCAGUACUGUCGUUCGGCCCAGAUCCAGACGAAUACGAUCCUUUUGCCUACGGUCCGACACCCCUCAAACCUGCAAACACAACUCGUUUAACACUAAAACUGAAGCCUGCAACUCCACCAACCCCAGCACAGACACCCUCUUCUCUGUCUUCUGUCUGCGGACCGGGGGAAGAAAGGAUCCAGAGCUGCGACAUAACAGGUUGCAAGACAGCGGUUGCUGUCCAGAACUCUCUGCGGCUCCUGCUAAACUUUCACUUCCCUCCGGAGGACCAAGGAUAUCACCGCUUUCAUUUUUCCAUACUACCAGAGAUGGGUGGCCUCUGGAAGCCCGUCUUCCGCAAUGCCGGCGCGGAAAGUCCGCGCAACGGUCAGCGCAGGAUCGACCAGAUUCUAGCUGUAGGAGCGCGUCGGGGGGUUAAGAAGACUCACUUGUCGAAUCUCAUCGGACAGCUUGAAAAGCUGGGAGUGAAAUCUGGCGAAGUCAGCCGAAGCGGGCGGCUUGAUUUUCGCGGGAAGGCGACUUCCGACGCCUAUCUCUGCCUCCUUCUCUCCAUUUCCGAGAACGACCAUGGGGCUUCAGAGCCCUCCAUUAUCGCCACCGCCGCAGAUAUUACCCCCGCCGCCAAGAGGCAACCAUCAUCCCCGACCGCCCUCGCCCGCAAUGUCGUCCAGAGCCUCGUUCGCUGA
Messenger RNA from Verticillium nonalfalfae, 2265 nucleotides. RefSeq lists its product as uncharacterized. The transcript has 2 exons. Bases 1 to 2265 code for a protein of 754 amino acids. The record is from RefSeq and is a predicted model, not a curated record. Lineage: Eukaryota; Fungi; Ascomycota; Sordariomycetes; Glomerellales; Plectosphaerellaceae.